CAAGUUACAAAUACCACACAAAGUAGCGGGAAACUCCUCAUUUUAAUUUCCAGAAACCAACCAACCCAAGUUCCUUACUUUUCGUUUUCUGUGUGAUUUUCAUUCUUCAAAGGUUUGAAUUUGCAGACGUUGCUGCUUGUUCUAAAAGUGAAAGAGUGAUGGAUUUGGAUUUCCACGGCAUGAAAAGAAAGAGACUACAGGCUUUGUGCAAGAAACAUGGCAUCCCUGCAAAUUUGAAGAACAAGGAAAUGGCAGACAGACUCUCCUCCAUUUUCAAGGGAAAGGAAGUAGAAGAUCCUGUAGGUUCUGGUAAUGUUGGAACAAAGAAAGGCACCCCUCGUUGUGUUGGUGGCAAAGACAUAAAUGCGGAAAUGGUUGAUUUGGUGACUCCUGGCCCGGGUUUAGAGGAAAGGAGUGUUGUUUCUGCCAAGAAUUUGAAAGGUUUGGAGAUUGAAAGGUUGGAGUUUGAAAUGAAUUCCUCCCCGGAAAUAACAAGGGGAGAUUCUGGAAUUUGUGGGGUUGAGGAAGACAUGAAAAGUGGACUCAAUGAGGAACAAGUUGUUAACAGUCAGGGAAAUUUGCAUUCAGAACCACUUGUAGUUGCUUUAGAGGAACUUAACAGCCCUUUGGUGGAGGAAGAAGUUGAGAAAUUGGGUGACAAAAAUAAUCUUCUUGAAGGUGUUUGUGAAAAUGGAAAGGGAAGAGAUGAAGCUGUAGAACAAGGCGACCACAAUAGCCCUCAAGGGUCAAACAUGAAGGAUGUGAAUGUUUUACAUGUUUCUCAAGCGGAAUCUCUUUACCCUAUGGUGGAAGAAGAUGAAGCUGCUGAACAAGGUAGCCUCAGUAGCCCUCAAGCAUCAAAAAUGAAAGAUGUGAAUGUUUAUGUUUCUCAAGAGGAAUCUGGUUACCUUAUGGUGGAAGAAUAUGAAGCUGCAAAACAAGGUGACCACAGUAGCCCUCAAGGAUCAAACAUGAAAGAUAUGAAUGUUUUACAUGUUUCUCAUGAGGAAUCUGUUUACCCUCUGGUGGAAGAUGAUGAAGCUGUGGAACAAGGCAACCAGAAUAGCCCUCAAGCAUCAAACAUAAAAGAUGUGAACGUUUUACUGGUUUCUCAAGAGGAAUCUUGUUACACUGUGGUGGAAGAUGAUGAAGCUGAAGAACAAGGUAGCCUCAAAAGCCCCCAAACAUCAAACAUGAAAGAUGUAAAUGUUUUACAUGUUUCUCAAGAGGAACCUGGUUACUCUGUGGUGGAAGAAGAUGAAGCCGCAGAACAAGGCAACCACAAUAGUCCUCAAGGAUCAAACAUGAAAGAUAUAAAUGUUUUACGUGUUACUCAUGAGGAAUUUGUUUACCCUAUGGUGGAAGGUGAUGGCAACCACAAUAGCCCUCAAGCAUCAAACAUGAAAGAUGGGAAUGUUUUACAUGUUUCUCCACAGGAAGCUGGUUACCCUAUGGUGGAAGAAGAAGAAGCUUUAGAACAAGGAAACCGCAGUAGCCCUCAAGGAUCAGGCAUGAAAGAUGAGAAUGUUUUACAUGUUACUCAAGAGGAAUCUCUUUACCCUAUGGUGGAAGAAGAUGAAGCUGCUGAACAAGGUAGCCUCAGUAGCCCUCAAGCAUCAAAAAUGAAAGAUGUGAAUGUUUUACAUGUUUCUCAAGAGGAAUCUGGUUACCCUAUGAUGGAAGAAUAUGAAGCAGCAAAACAAGGUGACCACAGUAGCCCUCAAGGAUCAAACAUGAAAGAUAUGAAUGUUUUACAUGUUUCUCAUGAGGAAUCUGUUUACCCUAUGGUGGAAGAUGAUGAAGCUGUGGAACAAGGCAACCAGAAUAGCCCUCAAGCAUCAAACAUGAAAGAUCUGAAUGUUUUACUGGUUUCUCAAGAGGAAUCUGGUUACUCUGUGGUGGAAGAAAAUGAAGCUGCAGAACAAGGCGACCAAAAUAGCCCUCAAGGAUCAAACAUGAUAGAUAUGAAUGUUUUACGUGCUACUCAUGAGGAAUUUGAUUACCCUAUGGUGGAAGGUGAUGAAGCUUCUGAACUAGGCAACCACAAUAGCCCUCAAGCAUCAAACAUGAAAGACGCGAAUGCUUUACAUGUUUCUCCAGAGGAAUCUGGUUGCCAUACGGUGAAAGAAGAAGCUGUUGGACAGGGCGACCACAGUAACCCUCAAGCAUCAAACAUGAAAGAUGUGAAUGUUUUACAUGUUUCUCAAGAGGAAUCUGGUUACCCUAUGGUGGAAGAAGAUGAAGUUGCGGAACAAGACAACCAGGAUAGCACUCAAGCAUCGAACAUGAAAGAUGUGAAUGUUUUACAUGUUUCUCCAGAAGAAUCUGGUUACCCUAUGGUGGAAGAAGUUCAGAAAUCCGAAGACAAUAUUUAUAAUGGCAGUGUCUACAAUUUCCAAAACAGUGGAUCUGAAGUUGCUGAUGGGAAGACCACUUUAACUGCUGAUGGAAAGACCAAUUUAACUGCUGAACAUUUUGUAGAUGAUGUUCCUUCUAGUUUAAAUAAAUAUUUGGUUGGAACACCAGAUCUAUUUCAGAGAACUUAUCCAGAGAAUGAAGUCAAGUCUAGUGGUCUUAAUAUUCAUCAAGAUACUUGUGAAGAGGAGUUAAAAAUACCACAAAAGACAGGUCUCAUUGCAGAUCCAGGGGAAUGCAUUGGAUUUUCUCCCAAUCACCUUGAAGCUUCAGCGGUUAAAAGCUUUCAGGCUGAAACUUAUUUUCUUCCGAGUGCACUUGAAGAUGUUGAGGGAACUUGUAACAUGAAAGAAAGAACGGAAAGUGUCAAGAUGGAGCAAGUUGAUGACAGUCAGCAAGUUAAGCAUUCAGCAUCUAGUGUAAUGUUAUUGAGCAAUGAGGAUCUUGUACAGGUUGCUUCAGUGGAAGUUGGAGAUAAUUUGUUGGAGGAAGAAGUUGAGAAGUCAGGUCUGCUUGCUGAUUCAGAGGAAUGCAUUGGAUAUAUGCCCAAUAACCUUGAGCCUUCAGCAACUAAAGGGUUUCAGGCUGAAACAUAUUUUGAUUCAAGUACACUUGGAGAUGUAGUGGAAACUUGCAACAUAGAAGAAAGCAUAGAAAGUGACCAGAUGGAGAAAGAAUACAGUCAGGAAGUUUUGAAUAUGGCAAAUGAAUUGCAGAGAUCUAUGGAGGAGAGUGAUCCAAUGGAAGGAGAAGUUACAAGGUUGUUUGACAACUCUGAUGAUCAUGAUGAUGCUGGUGGAACUGAAGCAGAAGACAAAAGUCAACACCAUAUAAAGACCGACAUGGAUAGCAUUGAGAAAUAUUUGCUGAAUGAUUUCCAGUCUAUUGAUGAUGCUGAUGGACAAAAUUCAGAUGAGAAACCAGAUGAGUAUGCUCCAACUGUGCCCCAAUCUGUUGAAAUGAACUCAUGCACUUUUAGCCUUCAACAAAUUUCUGCCCCAGACACUGUUUCUGGAGAUGAAGGUACUUUCCAAGAGAAGUUGGAAACACCCACAAAGUGUACACCAAUUCUAAGUUCAGAGGACAACGCCAUUUUUUAUCCUAAUGUUGAAUCAUCCAUGAAGUUGAUUGUAAAGAGUGUGCCCGUGAAACGUGCAAGGGAUGUACUUGGGGCUAGUGACAUGAAAGAAAACAUUAAAAUUGCAAAGAAGGAGCAAGCUGGCACGAUCAUAUCAAGGAGUGCAUUUCCUAAGAGGAAGCCUCUACAAGAUCUUCGACAGAAUUGAACUGCACAGCCCGUGAAGUUUUGGGUUCUGUCUGCAGUUUAGUGAAUAAUACUGUUUUAGUUUGUUGGUUACAUAUUUAACUCAAUGACCAAAAUGCUCUACGGUAUCUAUUAUGAGAGAAGACAAUGCUACUUUAUGAUAAUUGUUGUGUCAAGUGUUUUCUGUUAUGCUUGAAUAACUUUUCUCUGCAUAAACAUUGUGUUUCCUGUAGCCCUUUAUCAUACAUUGGAUUGAAAUUGUUACAUGGCACAAGUUGAAACAUGUCAUAUUGAAAUAUACAUGACUAUUUGACAUGUAUUGCAGAUUAGGAAUGACAUGAUCUUUCUUUUAAAAAAA
Glycine soja is the source of this 4037-nucleotide messenger RNA. RefSeq lists its product as uncharacterized. The coding region runs from base 159 to 3701 and encodes 1180 amino acids. NCBI's taxonomy places the organism in Eukaryota, Viridiplantae, Streptophyta, Magnoliopsida, Fabales, Fabaceae. The record is from RefSeq and is a predicted model, not a curated record. The transcript is spliced from 4 exons.